Messenger RNA from Racocetra persica, 324 nucleotides. The record is from the annotation of a GenBank genome assembly. Lineage: Eukaryota; Fungi; Glomeromycota; Glomeromycetes; Diversisporales; Gigasporaceae.
AUGCAAUCCACCACUCUCCCACCAUUUAAAUCUCUUUUCCCAUCUUCAGGUUCUUUCCCAUUCCCUACCAGUCUAAAUAACUCAUUAACUCAUCCUUCAAAAACUGUUGAUAACCGUUUUCAUGUUAAAAAUAAAUUGAUAAAUACUGAACAAGAUAUGACACAAUAUAUUCCUCCAGUUCAACAGUCACCUAAAGAACAAUCUUGUAAUUACUCCUGUUGCCGUUCUGCAAAUGAAGAUGUUAGAUCAUCAAUUAAUUUAUAUGAUAAAUCAUCAAUUUAUAAUAAUUUUCAAUCUUCUCAACAAUGUUACUCACUUGUUUGA